AUGAACAGCAUAUAUGAACUAGAUUCAAAAACAAUAGCCAAUAUUAGAUCAGAACUUGUAAUACCCAGCUUUACCGAUGUUUUAAAAGAACUUAUAGAAAACAGUAUUGAUGCCAAUGCUACAGAAAUUAAUUGUACUAUAGAUUUAUCAACUUUAAAAAUUUUCAUUCAGGAUAAUGGUGAUGGAAUUGAUCGAUGUGGUCUAUCUAAAAUAGGUAAAGUGGCAUAUAUUACCACGAAAAUAAAAAAAAUAAAUGACUUACCAAAUUUAUCAACUUUUGGAUUUAGGGGUGAAGCUUUAUAUUCGAUUUGUAAAAAUUGUACAAAAGUGAAAAUAAUCUCCAAAAGAAAGGACUAUAACACUAUAUGGUGUAUUAAGCGAAGUGAUAAUCAAAAUAAAAACGUGGAUUUCGAAUUAACUAGAUGGCGUGAUGACCCGCCAAUAUUAUUACUGCCCACACACGGGACUAUCAUAGAGAUAGAUGGAUUUUUAGAGAAAUUCCCUAUAAGAAGAAAAACUAUCCAACAAAUACCAGCUUUUAAACUAUUAACCGAAAUUAAACUUUUGAUAUUUAAUAUAUUGUGCUGUAAACCUUUUAUCAACUUUACGUUGGAAACGGUUACCCAUGAAUUACUUAUCAAAUCAACAAAUGUCACUAGUCAUAAUAAUAAAGAACUUAUCCACGUUUUUACUAAUGUUUUCGGUUAUGUUAUUCCCACUAAUUUUUUUAAGAGGGUUGCACUUAGUUUCCAGAAUAUUUCUAUUGAUGGUGUUAUUUCGACCACCAGUGUUCCUACUAAUAGAUUCCAACAUAUCUUUAUAAACAACAGACUUUACGAAAACCCAAGGUUGUUAAAAGAAAUUAAUCAAGUUUUUAAUAAUUUUAAAUUUGGACAGGAAUUUGAGACAAAAUCUGUCGGUACUCCAUAUAGUCAUUACCCAAUUAUAAUAUUGCGUAUUUUUGCACCUCAAAAUAUUAGUGAUUUAAUCCAAAGCCCAAGUAAAAAAGUGAUUUUACAUUCUGCCUUUGACAAAAUUCACAUUUUGGUUAUGAAAAUAAUCGAAGGUUUUGUAAAACAUUUAAAAUCUGUUGCCUUCGUUGAGCACAACCAAGCUACUUUGCCAACAUCAAACACUUUAUUAAAUUUUAAUGGUCAAGUGUCCGAUCUUACCACAAUCCGCGAAACAAAAUUGGCAAUUACAAAUAAAAGAUCGUAUCCUGAUAUCUCAUCUAUAGCACCCAACACCAAGCUGGAAAAAACAAAUUUUAAACGAAUUUCCCCUAAGAGAAUAACACACAAUUAUAAUUAUUACCGGCAUGAUAUAAACAAGGCCUCACAGUCUUUACCUAAUGUUAUUAACUCUACAGCCAAGGAAAUCAACAUUAAACACACACAAUUGCGUUCUUUUAGAAUAAUAAAUCAAGUUGACAAUAAGUUCAUAUUAGUUAAAAUCCCAUCUUUUACUGAAAAUAAUGAAUUAUUGCUUUUAAUUGAUCAACAUGCCGCCGAUGAAAGAGUGAAAUUAGAGAUGUAUCUACAUGAUUAUAUUAUACAAAGAAUCAAAACACCAACUUUGAAUGUGUGCAGUUUAGAAAAUCCCAUAUCUUUACAAGUCACAUCAUUAGAAAUGUCCAGUUUAGAAUAUUAUUAUUCAGAAUUUGAGGUAUGGGGGUUUUCGAUUCAAAAAACUACCAGUACAUCUAUAGUUGUGAAAUGUUUGCCUCAAAUUUUAAAUCAGAGAAUAGGUAAAGAUUACAACUUUUUAAAAAAUGGUAUCCUCCAACAUUUAUAUGAUUUACAACAGGGGAAAAGGUGCAAAUUUAAGAAAAAUCUAAUAUCUGAAUGGUGGGUUAACGUUAAUUCCAUACCCAUAUUGCUUUUAGAACUUUUUACUUCUAAAAGUUGUCGUAAUUCUAUAAUGUUUGGUGACGAGCUAACUUUAGAUGAUUGUCAAAGCUUGGUUACAAAACUAGCAGAAUGCAAUAUGCCAUUUAAUUGUGCUCAUGGAAGACCUUCUAUUGUUCCGUUGUUUAACAUAGAUAUAAAACAAAAUGAAUCAAUAAUUAAUAAAAUGCAAGAUUAUUUAUUAUAA
Messenger RNA from Saccharomycodes ludwigii, 2094 nucleotides. RefSeq names its product mismatch repair protein MLH3 (gene MLH3). The record is from RefSeq and is a predicted model, not a curated record. Gene Ontology annotation, biological process: mismatch repair. Gene Ontology annotation, molecular function: mismatched DNA binding; ATP-dependent DNA damage sensor activity; ATP hydrolysis activity. The coding region runs from base 1 to 2094 and encodes 697 amino acids. The transcript has a single exon. NCBI's taxonomy places the organism in Eukaryota, Fungi, Ascomycota, Saccharomycetes, Saccharomycodales, Saccharomycodaceae. Gene Ontology annotation, cellular component: mismatch repair complex.